Messenger RNA from Gryllus bimaculatus (two-spotted cricket), 2061 nucleotides. The record is from the annotation of a GenBank genome assembly. NCBI's taxonomy places the organism in Eukaryota, Metazoa, Arthropoda, Insecta, Orthoptera, Gryllidae.
UUUUAUUAUCAAAGAAAUAUGGAUUCCCAUGCUUACGCUUGUUCUUGAGGUCUCUACUUCGCUAGAUGCUAUUGGUUAUUUCGACGAAAACGUAUCUUUUGCUAGUUUUCUACACAAAAUAUUUUAUAUUACCCGAGAGCGAACAGUUAUUAUCAUCAAAUUUGUCAACAACCCUCGUUACUACAAUUUAUUCAAAAUUAACGAAACAAGCAAAUAGUUAAGCAAGUAACUAGUAUUAGUAAACCAGUAGGGUGUAUUAAUAUUCAUGCAGUAUUGCAUGCAUGCAGGGCCCAAAGAAUUGUAUCCGUAUAAUAUCUAACUACAAUGAUUAUUCUGUGAAAAAUAUCAAUGUUUCUGGCAGAUGCUGAAAGGGUCAGGUUUUCAUCUAGCGGUGAUUGGCUGAGGUGGGCAACCGGCCGGGAUUCAACGUGGAUGGUGGGUCGACGUUGAAGCGCCGUGAGUAAAACGUAUACAAGAGGAUUUUUGCACGUUGAAAUUCGAAAUGGCAGUUGCAGGUAAAAAAGGUGGCCAAUCUAAUAAGAAUAAGCAACAUAUCCGUGGAAAAGGUCAAAAGAAGAAAAAAGUUACUUUGAAAUUCACUGUGGAUUGUACACAUCCUGUUGAAGAUAAUUUGAUGGAUGUGGCGAAUUUUGAAAAGUAUCUGCAAGAACGUAUAAAAGUAAGUGGCAAGACAAAUAAUUUCGGCAAUACCAUCACGCUGGAACGAAACAAGACAAAAUUAUCUGUAAGUUCAGAUGUUCCCUUUUCUAAGAGGUAUUUGAAGUACUUGACCAAAAAAUAUUUAAAGAAGAACAGUCUUCGAGAUUGGCUACGAGUUGUUGCAAGUGGAAAAGAUACAUACGAGCUAAGAUAUUUCCAGAUUAACAGUCAGGAGGAUGAAGAAGAAGAAGAUAACGAUUAAUUAAACAUUUUUCUCGUUCACGUGUACAUUAUUUUCUUGCUUCAUGAUUGGCUACGGAAGUGCAGGACUACUUUCAUUUGUUUUAGGCAGGUCGAUAACGCGAUUAGUUUUCUGAAAAGUCUGAGAACGUGUCUGCCACGUGUAGCUGCCGAAGACUUUUAAAUUGUUAUAUUGUGUGUUAUUUGUUACAAAAAUGGAUACAAUUCCCGAAGAGAAAAUAUUGGCAAUCGGUAGCGUAUUGAAGAACACAAAUAGACCAUUGAAGGAAAGGUUUCGAGCGUUGUUCACGUUACGUAAUCUUGGUGGACCAGUGUCAGUUAAAUGUAUAGAACAGUGUUUCGACGAUUCAUCGGCCCUCUUGAAACACGAAUUAGCUUAUUGUUUGGGACAAAUGGGUGAUCAAGCAGCCAUUCCUGUUCUUACAUCAGUAUUGAAGGAUACAUCUCAAGAACCCAUGGUUAGGCAUGAAGCAGCUGAAGCUCUGGGUGCUAUUGGAUCAGAAGAAUCCUUGGAUGUUUUGCUGAAACAUCUUGAUGACCCUGUUCCUGAAGUAGCUGAGACUUGUGAACUUGCAAUAGAGCGAAUCAAAUGGCACAAUAAUGAACAUAAAGAUACUGAACGUAAAUCGCCAUAUGCUUCUGUUGAUCCUACUCCUCCUGCAGAAGAGAGUGAUGUGGAGAUGCUUGAAAAGGUUCUUCUUGAUGAGAAAGCAAGUCUCUUCAAUCGCUACAAAGCUAUGUUUGCUUUAAGAAAUUUGCAGACCGCAGAGAGUCUUUUCUCAAAAGGUAGUGCUCUUUUUCGUCAUGAAGUUGCAUUUGUGCUGGGACAAAUGCAGAAUGAAGUUAGUGUCCCCUAUUUAAAAAAAUCUUUGGAAGAUCCCUCUGAGAAUGAAAUGGUACGACAUGAAUGUGCUGAAGCACUAGGUGCUAUUGCUACUGAAGACUGUUGCACUAUACUAAAGAACUUUUUAGAAGAUGAAAAACGUGUUGUGAAAGAAAGCUGUGAGAUUGCAUUAGAUAUGUGUGAUUAUGAAAAUAGUCCUGAAUUUCAGUAUGCCAAUACACUUCUUAGAGUUUAAAUACAUGUGAAUGUUCUUUUCUUUCUGUAAUAAAGUCCUAUUAAUAUUAUAUUGGAAUUUU